AUGGGUUGGCCACCUCUCUGUUUACGCCACUCCGAAUUGGGUAUGGAAAAUAGUACUCUUUUCGUACGAGCUGUUUUGUUGUAUGGCUGUGAGACUCGGCCUAUUCGGGCAGUGGAAAUGAGAAGUGCUCAGGUGUUCGACAAUCGUUGUCUCAGAACCAUAGCUCGUGUGAAUUGGUGUCGGCAAAUCCGUAACGAGGCAGUUAGAAAGCGCGUUUUCGGUCGUGUAACGGGUACUUCCAUUGAAGAAUGUGUCCGCUGCGUUGGUUGGGACAUGUGUUGCGUACGUCGAACCAUCGUUUGCCGAAGAGAGUAUUGUUUUCCAUGCCCAAUUCGGAGUGGCGUAAACAGAGAGGUGGCCAACCCUUGA
Molecule: messenger RNA, 369 nt
Organism: Opisthorchis viverrini
Lineage: Eukaryota; Metazoa; Platyhelminthes; Trematoda; Opisthorchiida; Opisthorchiidae
Exons: 2
Coding region: 1-369 (122 amino acids)
Source: RefSeq, a predicted model, not a curated record